GCAAAAAAUAAUGUGUGCGAUCAAGCAUGCAACUAUUAUGCAUGCGAUUACGAUGGAGGCGAUUGCAGUGCAGGAACGAAGCCUUUCGAGAAAUGCGAAUCCCCCAGCUACUGCGCUCAUGUUUUCCGAGAUGGCAAAUGCGACCCGGCGAAAAAUAAUGUGUGCGAUCAAGCGUGCAACUAUUAUGCAUGCGAUUACGAUGGAGGCGACUGCAGCGCAGGAACGAAGCCUUUUGAGAAAUGCGAAUCUCCCAGCUACUGCGCUCAUGUUUUCCGGGAUGGCAAAUGCGACCCGUAUCCCAAUUAUAAUUAUCUUAAAGUGUUUUCAUUUUACACUUUUUACGAUGUUUUUUUUCUCGCUCUGUUAAUGGGACGCUUCAUACAGAUUUGUAACAAUCAAGAAUGCCUGUUUGAUGGCUUCGAUUGCGAUAGCGCCCAAGAACAGUGCCAGAAAAGUGAUUACUGCACCGGGCAUUACGGCAACGAAAACUGCGAUCCGGAAUGUAAUGUGAUCGGUUGUGGCUGGGAUGGUGGUGAUUGCGAUUCCGCUGAUACCCAUUCAUCGUUAGCGGGAAAUAUAAUCGUGAUACUGCUAAUCAGUCCGGAGGAAUUUGUGCGUAACGCACAAACAUUUCUUUUUACGCUGAGUCAGAAACUGCGCGGUUCAGUGCGAAUCCGAACAAUGAAUGGCAAACCAAUGAUUUAUUCCUGGAGUUCGGAGAAAGGUGUCGGG
Molecule: messenger RNA, 732 nt
Organism: Gongylonema pulchrum
Lineage: Eukaryota; Metazoa; Nematoda; Chromadorea; Rhabditida; Gongylonematidae
Source: the annotation of a GenBank genome assembly